This is a messenger RNA of Mytilus trossulus (common blue mussel), 1126 nucleotides long. RefSeq lists its product as uncharacterized. The record is from RefSeq and is a predicted model, not a curated record. NCBI's taxonomy places the organism in Eukaryota, Metazoa, Mollusca, Bivalvia, Mytilida, Mytilidae. The transcript is spliced from 3 exons. The coding region runs from base 88 to 468 and encodes 126 amino acids.
GAGGAAAUACCUUUUCAUUGUAAUUGGUCGAAAGCCACACUUCCAUUGUUUCUCUGUUCAAAUAUUCCUUUCAGGUUGAAUAUAACCAUGCACAUCUUUAAUAACACUUUUAAAGAGAGCCCGAACAUUAGGAUACGCACAAUACAAGCAGGACCCAAGGAACUCUACCGGAUGGGGCCGACUAACUUCAGAACCCACGAGAUGAUUAAUUGCGGUCCAGAUAAUCAUUGUAUGAUAUUUUUAACAGAAAAUAAGUCAGAUGAAGAAUCUGAUAGUACUAUAGAUAUCAACAAUCUGAUCACAAUCAUUUUUGGUGCAAUAUCAAGCUUAAUGAUACCUGUGCUACUGUUACUGGCCAGAAAUCGUAUUCUGGAUAGAAGAAAUACCACAAAAGAUGACAGAAAACCAGGUGAUGGCGCAGAGGACAAAACAUCAUAUGACGAUGAAGAUAUCGUUCCAUCUUUAUAAUUAACAUUUCUCUUAUGGCACUAUCUCAUUUUGUUUAAAGAGCAUUGCAACAUUGCAGUGUUUUGGUUGAGUGAAAUACAUGUUUUGUAAUUGAACAAAACCAAUACGAAAAGGUUGAUGUUAAACGAAUAUUUUAUCCUUUUCGGAUCAGUCAGAAUCCUACUUCGUCAAAAUUAUCUCCCCAUUACGCCAGUUCAUUUUCACAAUCGUAGAAACGGAAGCCAUUGUAGGGAUGACGCGCUACCAAUUUUGCUCUUGGAAACCGAUAAAUUUAUCCACAUUGCACCAUUACGAUCCUUAUAUGUCAGUUGUAUUUUUAAAGACAAAUGUAUUAACUAGCUAAUGAGCAUCAGAUAAUAAUCUUGUCUGCAUUGAUUCAAUUUAAAACUAUUGUCUGAUCGGUUGUCGGGUGGAAUUUUUGAAAAUUCAUAAACAUUUAAAAAUAUUCUUAUUAAAUAUUUCGUGGAAGGGCAGACUAGAUUUUUUUAGAGUAUAAAGACUAUAAACUCUAGUUAUCACACACAAAAAAUUAGAAUUUUUCGAAGAUAUGCAUUUUCAUCAUCCAACUUGAAAGACUGUCGUCAAGUACUUUCAGUAAAAAAUAGCCAUUCGAACACACCUUCUCUGUUUUUGUGACUCAUUAGAUAGGUAUUUCACU